Messenger RNA from Colletotrichum graminicola M1.001, 1968 nucleotides. Its product is annotated as aminotransferase class I and II. Gene Ontology annotation, biological process: sphingosine biosynthetic process; ceramide biosynthetic process. The transcript has a single exon. The record is from RefSeq and is a predicted model, not a curated record. Lineage: Eukaryota; Fungi; Ascomycota; Sordariomycetes; Glomerellales; Glomerellaceae. The coding region runs from base 1 to 1968 and encodes 655 amino acids. Gene Ontology annotation, cellular component: serine palmitoyltransferase complex. Gene Ontology annotation, molecular function: serine C-palmitoyltransferase activity; pyridoxal phosphate binding.
AUGCCGCUUACCGAGAAAGAAAGGAGACCCUCUCGUUCCGGCAACCGCAUCGCCAACUUCUUCACCUCUCCCAAGGGCGCCAAGGACAAGGACCACCAGACAGCCCAGCAAGCCCUCUUGGCCAUGCAGCAGCAAAAUAUUUCUUCGACCCAAAUCACUCCCUCCACCAUCUCGCUCCCCACCAUUUCCCUCUCAACCGCCACCGCUGGCGAGCCGGAUACCAACGAACCGCCUACUACUCUCUUUUCCCCUCCCUCCAUGGUAGAGACGGAGAAGAAGAGACGCUUCGAUGCUCAAUUCGGUCCUCUCCUUCACCCUAGUCACCGAUACGUGAGCAAGUCCAACGACGGCAAGCCGCUCGACCCGCCCAUCAUUGAUGAGCCGCCCUACUACUACGUCCUCACCACCUACAUCAGCUAUCUGAUUCUCAUUCUGUUCGGCCAUGCCCGCGACUUCUUUGGCAAGCGCUUCGGCGACAAGAAGCAUUACCAGGCCCUCAAGCCCCAGAAUGGAUAUGCCCCCUUGAACGAGGACUUUGACAAUUUCUAUGUCCGUCGUCUGAAGAUGCGCAUUGACGACUGCUUCGCGCGCCCCAUUACUGGCGUUCCUGGUCGCUACAUAACCCUCAUGGAUCGCGAGUCCAGGGAUUACAACCGUACCUACAAUUACACCGGCACCCAUACCGAGACCCUGAACAUGAGCUCCUACAACUACCUUGGCUUUGCCCAAUCCGAGGGCCCUUGCGCCGACGCCGUCGAGGAAUGCGUCAAGAAAUACUCCCUCAGCACCUGCAGCCCUCGUGCUGAUGUUGGUACUUCGGACUUGGCUCUCGAGGUCGAGAAGGAGAUCGCAUCAUUCGUCGGCAAGCCUGCCUCCAUGGUCUUCUCAAUGGGUUUCGUUACGAACGCCAGCUCUUUCCCUGCACUUGUGUCCAAGGGCUGCCUCAUUCUCUCCGACGAAUUGAACCACGCCUCCAUCAGAGUUGGUGCUCGUCUCUCUGGUGCCGUCAUUUCCUCCUUCAAGCACAAUGACGUUGUCGAUCUCGAGCGCAAGCUCCGUGAGGCCAUCUCUCAGGGUCAGCCUCGCACCCAUCGCCCAUGGAAGAAGAUUCUUGUCGCCGUCGAGGGCUUGUAUUCCAUGGAGGGAACCAUGUGCGACCUGCCUGGUAUCAUGGCUCUCAAGGACAAGUACAAAUUCUAUCUUUUCAUUGAUGAGGCCCAUUCCAUUGGCGCCGUUGGUCCCCGCGGCCGUGGAGUUUGCGACUACUUUGGCAUCGACCCCAGCCGCGUUGAUAUUCUCAUGGGUACACUCACCAAGUCCUUUGGCGCCAACGGUGGCUACGUUGCUGCCGAGAAGAGCAUCAUCGACAAGUUGCGCAGCUCCAACGCCGCAACCAUCUUGGGCGAGUCGCCUGCGCCUUCCGUCCUUAUGCAGAUUCUGGCCUCCCUCCGCCUGAUCACCGGUGAGCUCUGCCCCGGCCAGGGUGCGGAGCGCCUGGAACGUAUUGCCUUCAACUCCCGCUACCUCCGCCUCGGUCUCAAGCGUCUGGGCCUCAUCGUCUACGGCCACGACGACUCUCCCAUUAUCCCCGUCAUGCUCUACAACCCUGGCAAGAUGCCCGCCUUCAGUCACGAGAUGCUUAAACGUAAGAUUUCUGUCGUCAUUGUCGGCUACCCCGCAACGCCGCUCAUCAGCUCGCGUGUCCGGUUCUGCGUCUCUUCGGCCCACAACAAGGACGAUCUUGACAGACUUCUCACGGCGGUUGACGAGGUUGCCGAUAAGCUCCAAAUCAGAUUUUCCACCGGCAUUGCAGGCGGCCAAGAGCCUCUUCCCGAAGGCGUCACUCCUGAAAACGAAAAGGACUGGCGCAAGGCCAACGGCUUGGAAGGCACCUACAAGCCCCCUCGCUGGAAGCUCGAGGAUGUUAUAGCUCGCGGUGUCCAGGAUGCCAAGAUGCGCUUGCGAUAA